AUGCAGAAUAAUCCAGAUGGUGAGCUCAACGCAGUGAAGAAGAGGUUGGUUUUAAAUGAUGAUGCAGGACUGUUAGUUGCAGAGAACCAUGAAGUUCUAGAAGGGAAGCACAAACUAACGGCAAUAAUCGAGGAGGAGGUUAGAGACAUCAUGGCUCCCAAAACUUCAGCAAAUGAUGAUCUGGAGAUGACUGUUGCGGUGCAUGAGUGUGAACUGACAGUAGAUAAGGUGGACGACAUUGUUGCUAUUGGAACAAUUAUUCAAGUGAAUGUUGCAUCAAGCAAUCAGCUGAUACAUGGUGUUCCAUUGGGAAAGGACAAUAUGCGCGUCUCAGUUGUUCGAGCCAUUGUUGAUGAUGCCCUGCUACCUAUUCCAGUGAAGGAUGAGAUUGUCACUGUCAGCGACGCCAUUGUUGUUAUGGAUACUAGCUAUGUUGUCAAGUUUAUUUAUUCUGGUGAAGCAGCGACAGUUCCAUUGUUGCAUAAUUGGUCGUUUGUUGACCUAUGCAAAUCAAUACGCUCUCGUUUUCCGGAUUUGAUUCAAGGAAAUUUCAUGUUGAGGUACAUUAUUCCUCCGGAUUCUAGUUCAUGUUUUCUAGAGAGUGAAGUUGAUAUGAGAAUGAUUUUUAGGAAUUUGGUUCGUUACAAUUCUGAUUUCGUUGAAGUGUUUGUGACUGAUUUGCCUUCUAUUAGUGAAAGCGUGGUGAGUAAUACAGUAAAUGAGGAUUCUAGUACCAUGCUUGAGGAGAAUGAUUAUUUGGGGUGUUAUAGGGCAGAGGCACCGAAGAGUUAUAUGACGAAAGGUUGGGAGAGUUAUAUUCAUUCUGAAGGCCAAAAGUUUGAGGGUGGGGUUGUUGAGUUUAGAGAUAAGCUGUGUAAGUAUGCCAUAGAAAUUGGUUUUUCAUAUGAGUUUGUUAGAAAUGACAAGGUUCGUGUUAUUGCUCAGUGUUCUAAGAAACAUUCUCAGGGCUGCAAUUGGCUUGUGAAGGCUUAUUUAUGCAGGGUUAAUGGUUUCUUUAUGAUUAAAAGGUUGGUUAAUGUUCACACUUGUCAUGGUGUGAUUCGUUUGCAGAAGAGUAAGAUGAUGGGAUCCAAGGUUGUCAAGUCUAUUGUGCUUGAUAAGAUUCGUGCGAAUCCAAACAAAAAGCCAAUUGAUAUAGCUGAUGAGAUCAAGAGUGAUUAUGGUUUGGAUGUUCCUUAUCGUACAGUUUGGUAUGGUACGGAGUUGGCAAAAACAGCCCUGCAUGGUGAUGAAGCUGAGUCUUAUGCUCAGCUACUUUGGUUCAGUGAGUCUGUUAUGAAGUCAAACCCCGACUCUAGGAUAGUGGUUGAGUUUCAUCGAGAAACACACAGGUUUCAGCGCAUGUUUGUGACCUAUGGUGCAUGGAUGAAGGGUUUUCAAUUUUGUAGACCUAUUCUUUUCAUUGAUGCUACAUUCAUUACCAAUAAGUACAAGGGGCAGAUUAUUGCUGCAUCGGCAAAGGAUGCCAAUCAAGUUGCUUAUGCUAUUGUGGAUUCAGAAAAUGAGAGUAAUUGGAGAUUUUUUCUUGAGGUUUUGGCUGAAGAGUUUGCAAAACACCCUAUGAGGAGGGUGACAUUCAUUUCUGAUCGUCAUGUUGGGCUUGUUAGUGCCUUCCCUAGGGUGUUUCCCAAUAAUCCACAUGGGUUUUGUUUUAGACAUCUGAUGGCUAACCUUUCUGACAAAUUUCCAGCUGGUUCUUACCUUAAGGAUCGGAUUCCUUACUUGUUUAUGUGUUGUGCUUAUUCUCGCACACCGGAGAUGUAUGAGUUCAACAUGGAAAUCUUGAGGAGUGAAGGUGGCGACAUAGUUGCUCAAUUUCUGGAGGAUCUUCCCAAGGAGAACUGGUGUAUGGCUUACUUUAACGGUGAAAGAUUUGGUGAAAUGACAAAUAACUUGGCUGAGUCUUUCAAUAAUUGGGUGUUGCCUUUGAAGAGUCUUCCUAUUCUUGAUAUUAAUGAUGGAUUAGAGUGA
Messenger RNA from Rosa chinensis, 1992 nucleotides. RefSeq lists its product as uncharacterized. Bases 1 to 1992 code for a protein of 663 amino acids. The transcript has 4 exons. The record is from RefSeq and is a predicted model, not a curated record. Lineage: Eukaryota; Viridiplantae; Streptophyta; Magnoliopsida; Rosales; Rosaceae.